GAUGAGCGUGUGAUGUAAGCGGGCUGGUGUUGUGUUUUCGAUUGAUAAGGGAAAUAGAUAAACGACAUUGCUCUCAUAUAAAAAGAUUUAGUUUAAUAUUACUUGGUCCGAAGUUUAUACGCGGUAACAAAUCGCGCUGUAUCUUUACAAUGCUAGCCUCAAAGUUCAGCAACUUAAGACUAUUGAAAAAUAAGUCUAUAAUUCGGUUACUGUCGACUGAGAUACAUGAGCAGACGGAGAAUGUGGGUCCCAUCGAGUACAAGCGGCUGACGGGCGCGGACCGCGGCGUGGUGCUGUACGGCCUCAACAGCCCGCGCGACCGCAACGCGCUGGGCCACGAGCUGGUGCAGAGCAUGCGCGAGGUCAACCACCUCAUCCGCGAGGACACCAAGGUGUCCGUGGUCAUACUGCACAGCACCGUGCCCGGGAUCUUCUGUGCAGGUGCAAAUUUGAAAGAACGCUUUAAGCUGAAUGAUGAGGAGGUAGCCAAGUUUGUACGCAGACUAAGAGAAACCUUCAUUGAGGUGGAAGAUCUGCCAAUGCCAACUAUAGCAGCUGUGGAGGGUGCAGCUGUUGGAGGUGGUCUGGAGCUGGCUCUGGCGUGCGACAUCCGCAUUGCAGCAGAGUCCGCCAAGCUGGGGCUGGUCGAGACUGGCCGGGGCCUCAUUCCUGGAGCUGGAGGCACCCAAAGGCUUCCCCGAGUCAUACAUCCCAAUAUUGCUAAAGAACUCAUCUUCACUUCAAGAAUAGUAAGUGGAAAGGAAGCCAAAGAAUUAGGAAUUGUUAAUCAUGUGGUACCACAAAAUGAAAACAAGAAUGCAGCAUUUGAAAAGGCUAUGGAGCUGGCCAGAGAAAUAAUAGUGAAUGCACCUGUGGCCCUGCGCUGUGCCAAGCAGGCCAUCAACGAGGGGGUCCAGCUCACCAUCAAGGAUGGAUAUGAAAUUGAACAGAAGUGGUAUGAAGUGAAUGUUCCCACCAAGGACAGACAAGAGGGAAUGAUUUCAUUCAUGGAAAAAAGGAAACCUGUCUACCAGGGGCAUUAGUAUCAUUUUGUAAUCACUACAUAUUAAUUAAACUAAGUUACAAGUGGGAACAAAUUGUAAAUAAUAUCAGAAUUAUUAUAAUUAACAAGUCACAUAGAGAAAGUUA
This is a messenger RNA of Plutella xylostella (diamondback moth), 1149 nucleotides long. Its product is annotated as enoyl-CoA hydratase domain-containing protein 2, mitochondrial. Gene Ontology annotation, biological process: fatty acid beta-oxidation. Lineage: Eukaryota; Metazoa; Arthropoda; Insecta; Lepidoptera; Plutellidae. The record is from RefSeq and is a predicted model, not a curated record. Gene Ontology annotation, molecular function: catalytic activity. Gene Ontology annotation, cellular component: mitochondrion.